GAAGGAUGCCAAAAAGAGGAAUCUUCAAUGAUGUGCUGGAAAGCGGUGCAGCUCGUCUGAUCUUCCAGAAGGACGAAGGGAUUCUGAUGGUAUUGAUUGAAGCGCAACUGGAACUUGACGCCCUACUUGAAGCAAACAAGGACGAUGAUCUUGCUAGGAUGUACCUAUAA
Cylicocyclus nassatus is the source of this 170-nucleotide messenger RNA. Lineage: Eukaryota; Metazoa; Nematoda; Chromadorea; Rhabditida; Strongylidae. The record is from the annotation of a GenBank genome assembly.